UCAUUGGCUUGAAUAAAUAAAAAAUAUAUUUGAUUGGAAACAAAUUUACAUAUUUGGAGUUUCGAGAAUCCCUUGACGAAGAAGUAGCAGCAGGGUAAACAUUAAAAUCAAUCGGAAAGUGGAGAUGUCACAGAGAAUCGGGACAAAGCUCUUCGUCCACAGAUUAUCCUUUUACACUACACAGGAGCAGCUCAAGAAGUUGUUCUCUCCAUUCGGACUAGUUACCCAAGCUGAUCUAGCGUUGGAUCCUAUAACCAAAAGGCCCAAAGGUUUCGGCUUUGUCUCCUUCAAAUCUGAAAUUGAAGCGGAAAAGGCUUGCAAGGCCAUGAAUGGCAGGAUUGUUAAUGGAAGGCUGAUUUUGGUUGAACCUGCAAACGAAAAAUGACCUGGAGGAGACAGUGCCUUAUAUACAGUGGUUACAUUCAUCAGGUGUAGAGUAAAACUUGAUCAAUCAGUGUAAUAACCCAGCUAGGCAUUAUUUUUUUAUGCUCAAGGCUCCUCGGUUUCACAUUCUUCAAUCUUCUAACAAGUGGCAUACAUUGUGAGAAUACCAGUAUCCAAUUGAGACAGUGAUGCAAAAGAUUUGCACGACUGGAUUCUGUGUUGCUUUAGCAUUUGAAAAUUGAAGUUAUUGUCUAAAAACAAAUUAUCACAUACGUUACUUUUAAAGAUACUUGCAUAAAGCAGAAUAA
Molecule: messenger RNA, 692 nt
Organism: Glycine soja
Lineage: Eukaryota; Viridiplantae; Streptophyta; Magnoliopsida; Fabales; Fabaceae
Product: small RNA-binding protein 11, chloroplastic-like
Exons: 4
Coding region: 125-385 (86 amino acids)
Molecular function (GO): RNA binding
Source: RefSeq, a predicted model, not a curated record